Pipistrellus nathusii (Nathusius's pipistrelle) is the source of this 1248-nucleotide messenger RNA. The record is from the annotation of a GenBank genome assembly. Lineage: Eukaryota; Metazoa; Chordata; Mammalia; Chiroptera; Vespertilionidae.
AUGAGCGAGGCGGCGGGACUCCGGCAGCGCCGGCCCCCGCGGCCGCCCGUCGUCACGGACGAAAGCCAGACCCCGGAGGCCCCGGACGGCAGCUCCUUUAGCGGCCGAGUUUUCCGAGUGACCUUUCUGAUGCUGGCUGUUUCCUUCACUGUUCCCCUGCUGGGAGCCAUGAUGCUGCUGGAUUCCCCCAUAGACCCAGAGCCUCUCAGCUUCAAAGAACCCCCUCUCUUGCAUGGUGUUCUGCAACCAAAUACGAAGUUACGACAGGCGGAAAGACUAUUUGAAAAUCAACUUAUUGGGCCAGAGUCCAUAACAAAUAUUGGGGAUGUGAUGUUUACUGGUACCGCAGAUGGCCGGAUCAUAAAAAUUGAAAACGGUGAAAUAGAAACCAUCGCCCGGUUUGGGUCAGGUCCAUGCAAAACCCGAGACGACGAGCCUGCUUGUGGAAGACCCCUGGGCAUCCGGGUGGGGCCCAACGGGACCCUUUUUGUGGCUGAUGCAUACAAGGGACUAUUUGAAGUAAAUCCCUGGACACGUGAAGUGAAAUUGCUGCUGUCCUCUAACAUACCUAUCGAGGGGCGGAAAAUGUCCUUUGUGAACGACCUUACAAUAACUCGGGAUGGGAAGAAGAUUUAUUUUACGGAUUCCAGCAGCAAAUGGCAAAGACGAGAUUUUCUGCUUCUGAUUAUGGAGGGAACGGAUGAUGGGCGCCUGCUAGAGUACGAUACUGAGACCAAAGAAGUAAAGGUGUUACUGGACCAUCUUCGGUUCCCUAACGGAGUGCAGCUUUCUCCCGAAGAAGACUUCGUCCUGGUGGCAGAGACGACCAUGGCCAGGAUAAGGAGAGUCUACGUGUCUGGCCUGACGAAGGGAGGGGUCGACCUGUUCGUGGAGAACCUGCCUGGAUUCCCAGACAACAUCCGGCCCAGCAGCUCCGGGGGCUACUGGGUCGGCAUGUCGACCAUUCGCGCCAACCCCGGGUUCUCAAUGUUGGAUUUCUUAUCCGAGAGGCCUUAUAUUAAAAGAAUGAUUUUUAAGCUGUUCAGUCAGGAGACGGUGAUGAAGUUUGUGCCGCGGUAUAGCCUCGCCCUGGAACUCAGCAGCAGUGGCGCCUUCAAGAGGAGCCUUCACGAUCCUGAUGGGCAGGUGGCCACCUACAUCAGCGAAGUGCAUGAGCAUGAUGGGCACCUCUACCUGGGCUCCUUCCGGUCUCCCUUCAUCUGCAGACUCAACCUUCAGUCUCUUUAG